AUGGCUCAAUCUGAGAAGUUGAAUGAAUUCACAUUAUCUUGUAACAAAAUGUUUUGGGUCCUAUUUACUCAUGGAAAUAUGCUUGAGAACCAAAUUAAUAAACUAGCCAUCCCUUUGAGAGAUUGUGCUAGUCCUGUUUCUUUAUCCUCACAAGAAGUUGACUCUAGCGAACCGAUGUGUGCUAUGACCACUAGGAGUGGUAAGGUCCUUAAAGAGAGUGUUCCUAGGAAGAGUAAGGAGAGUGAAAAGGAGAGUAAUUCAAGUGAAGGGAAUAAGCAUGAAGAGCCUAGCAAGAUGAGUGAGGAUUACAAUGAUAAGCCUAAGGAGAAAGAGCGGAAGCAAGAUGAGGUUUACAAACCUAGACAUCCUUACCCCCAAAAGCACAAUAGGUAUAAAUUGGAUGAGCAAUUUGGGAAAUUCAUCGAGAUGCUUAAGCAACUUCAUCUUACUCUUCCUUUCACCAAUGUGGUAAAAGAAAUGCCAAACUAUGCUAAGUUUCUUAAGGAAAUUUUGAGCGGUAAGAGAGAUUGCAAUAUGGUGGAACUGGUGAAUUUGGGGAAGUGUUUUAGUGCCAUUAUUCAUAAUGACUUACCCUUAAAGUUGAAAGAUCCCGGAAACUUCUCUGUACCUUGCAAAAUCAAAGGAAAAUUGUUCCACAAUGCUCUUUGUGAUCUUGGUGCUAGUGUUAGCAUUAUGCCUUAUUCCGUUUACAAGAAAUUUAAGCUAGGUGAGCUCCUUCCAUCCAACAUAACCCUUCAAUUGGCCGAUCGGUCUAUUAAGUUUCCAAAGGGGAGAGUUGAGGAUGUUCCUCUAAAAACAGGAGAGUUCACCAUUCCCGUUGAUUUCAUUGUGCUUGAGAUUGCGGAAGAUGACCAUAUUCCUAUCAUCUUAGGAAGACCUUUCUUAGCCACCUCGGGAGCCUUAACAGAUGUUAAGGGAGGUCGUAUUACCUUGAAAGUUGGUUAG
This is a messenger RNA of Chenopodium quinoa (quinoa), 966 nucleotides long. RefSeq lists its product as uncharacterized. The transcript has a single exon. The coding region runs from base 1 to 966 and encodes 321 amino acids. Lineage: Eukaryota; Viridiplantae; Streptophyta; Magnoliopsida; Caryophyllales; Amaranthaceae. The record is from RefSeq and is a predicted model, not a curated record.